This is a messenger RNA of Zingiber officinale, 1293 nucleotides long. RefSeq names its product alkylated DNA repair protein alkB homolog 8. The transcript has 4 exons. Lineage: Eukaryota; Viridiplantae; Streptophyta; Magnoliopsida; Zingiberales; Zingiberaceae. Gene Ontology annotation, cellular component: mitochondrial matrix. Bases 37 to 945 code for a protein of 302 amino acids. The record is from RefSeq and is a predicted model, not a curated record. Gene Ontology annotation, biological process: DNA damage response; fatty acid metabolic process.
UGGGUUUGGUUGGAAUUCUUCCAAUCGAGAGCGACGAUGGAAGGCGGCGACGAAAUUCGGCGACGCGCGCUGGAAGAGGCCUUUGGGGAGUCCUCCGACGAUGACGGCGCUGGCGGUGGCGAGGAAGAAGAAGAAUCGGAUCCCUCCUCUUCCGCCUGCUCCCUUCUCCUGCGCAGGAAGAGCGCUGCGGACGGCCUCUUAAAUGGGAGAUGGUCGAUGGGGUUAAAGGUUUGUGGCUCUGCCGGGACUUUCUCUCAGCAGCUCAACAGUCAUCCCUGCUAUCCGCGAUCCAACAUGGUAGUGGAGAUGCAUCCGGGUUUUAUUUUGUCUUUGAUUGACAGUUUCCUAUACAUUUUAUUGCUUGUGUUUUUUGUUUUUUUAGAAGGGUGGUUCGACGAUGGUUGUCAUAAUCAGGCUAUGAGAUUUGGUGAUCUUCCUGGAUGGGCUACUAAACUUUCUAGAUUAGUUUGUGAGGCAGUCUGGUUUAGUGAAGUAUCUCCUGCAGCUGACACAGAAUCAAUUGUUGGAGAUCAGUAUGGAGAAGAUUGUUGGCCUUUGCCACUAGAUUUGUUGCAGAGGGAACCUCUUUUUGACCAACUAAUUGCCAAUGUCUACUAUCCAGGGGAGGGAAUUUGUGCACAUGUGGACCUAAUGCGCUUUGAUGAUGGAAUUGCGAUAAUCUCAUUAGAAUCAGCUUGUGUAAUGCAUUUCACUCAGUGUAAACAAGAAGAUAACAUUAACAAAUCUCAAACAGAAGAGGGUAUAAAGAGGAUCCCUGUUUUCUUGAAUGCUGGAUCAGUGGUUCUUAUGUCAGGGGAAGCUCGGUAUUUGUGGAAACAUGAAAUAAACCGGAAACAAGGAUUUCAGUUGUGGGAAGGAAGAGAAUUAGCUCAACAGAGAAGGACCUCUGUGACUCUAAGGAAGUUAUGCAAAUCACACAAUUGAAAUUUAAGCAAUUUUGUCAUUUCUUCCAUGCAAGUUUUACCCUGAGUCUUCCUUUCAGCUAUUCAGUCAAAUAUUAAUAGAGGAACAUCCGUUUUGCUGCUGUUUUCAGUCUGAAGAAGUUGGUGAUUUUUGCAGAAGAAAUUGCCAACACGGACAGCCAUGUAUAUAUCCAACAUCAAUAUUUUAAAAUUGUUCUCAUUUAGAUCUACAUCCUCCAAGGAGCCAGGUUUAUUGUUCUUUAAAGUAGCUGACAGAUUCAACUUAAAAUGCUGAAUUCAUUGGUAAGGAGUUGUAAUUAUCUUGGAUGGUUAAUUGCCUGCUAUAAAUCUCUCUGAUUUUCAUUGCUUA